This is a messenger RNA of Cryptococcus deneoformans JEC21, 2077 nucleotides long. RefSeq lists its product as hypothetical. The record is from RefSeq and is a predicted model, not a curated record. Gene Ontology annotation, cellular component: extrinsic component of membrane; GID complex. Lineage: Eukaryota; Fungi; Basidiomycota; Tremellomycetes; Tremellales; Cryptococcaceae. The transcript has 3 exons. Gene Ontology annotation, biological process: protein catabolic process in the vacuole; negative regulation of gluconeogenesis; proteasome-mediated ubiquitin-dependent protein catabolic process.
CUGGUGGCGAAAAUAGAGUCAAAUCAAUCAAAUUGCCACUCUCAGGCUGCUGGAAGACUACCGCGCCAUAUUCCUCUCGAUGCCUUUGUUGCUUGCUCCGUCAUUUCUUAAUAUAAUCCUCAUUUUCACUUUACAUCCACACAAAUAUUUCAUCCCUUUCAAUUCAAUAAAACAACUCAAUCAAGUUCAUCAAAUCAGGAUUACUUAGCCGUUAUGCCUACGGAAUCCACAACUUCCGAGCCCCCUCUUCCCACAUCGCACACACCUGCCGGUGUUGUCAAAUGCUCCAUCUGCGGAAUAGGUAACCUCUCGCAGCCAAUGUCCAUCCCAGUCAGCGACUAUUUUGGUGGAUCAGCUGUCGAGUUUGGAGAGAGAGUGUGCGGGAGAUGCGCACUGGCUAGAGGGCACGGCGAGUCUGACAUUCAGAGCCAGAGCCAGUACGAAAACCAGAGUCGAGAUAGGGAGAGGGGGUGGGAAAAAGAGUCUGAAGUGCGAGAGAGGGGGAGAGGAGGUGUGAAACAAGAAAGUGGGAGAACGCUGGACGAUGUGCAUGAGGAAAAUGAAACCGCAGAGCGCAAAGGUAUCGUACGCGACCUCAAAGCUCCCACAUUUUCACAGUCCCUGCCUUCCCAAUUGCCUCAGCCGUGGACCACUACCAAACCAGUGCCUUCGCCCCCUAGCAACGCAAGAGGGCUCGCUGCAUCUCCGAAACCUGACGCUGCAACCAGGAGCAAGGAAAAGAUGAAUCAGCCUCCUAAUCCACUUUUGGAUAUCACGAGGACGAGGGUACGCAGUAUCGGCCGAGGACCACUUUACCCUGGUAGUGUUUUUAAAGGGACUCAAACGAGCGGUAGAAGCGCAUACGAUGUGGAAGUAAAGUUUCUGGAUGUGGAUUUCGCCGAUUCCACGUUAUCCGGCUAUCUCUCUAUUUCUCACCUCACCGAUUCUCAUCCACACCUCACCACAUUUUUCACCGGCGAAAUCAUCGGGCCCAAGUACGGUUUCAUUACUGGCCCACGCUAUGCUGCCACAGAACAUGACGAUCUCCGCCACUGGGGCCGUUUCGAGCAAUUUCGCAGACCGUCGACUAGGGCAGACUUGGUAGGUGAAGAGCUGUUCUUAAGGGAUCCUCUGCCAGAUAGGUCUAGAGGCGAGACGAAAGGGAAAGAGAGGGAUUUUGUGUUUCUAAGGAUCAAGGAGCAAUUUUUGGUACCGGAUCACAAGGUGAAGGAUAUCUCAGGAGCGAGUUUUGCGGGAUUUUACUAUAUCAUGGUUGACAUGGCCCCGACCGUUACUGUGCCCGUCUCUCAACCUGCGACGCCUCUUUCUCCAACCUUCAAAUCACCUUUUGUCCCCGGGAGUCCUGCUAUCAGUCGUCGAAUGUCGGGUACGGCCAUGCCUGCAUUGGGGCUCGGGAUGGGUAUGGGUUUAGGGGCGACUAUCGGUGCCGGCGUGGGGCCGGGGAUGGGCAUGGGAGGGGAACAGGUCAGCGGGAUCGAUAGGACUCGACCUGCCAGACCUUCAGGCACGAGGAAGGAGAGCGGCGGGCGGAUGAGGGAGAAGGAGGUCCGAGGUGAACCUACGAUUCGCGGGGUACGUCCUUAUCAAGAACUCACUCGUUCGCAUCAGUGACUAACCCGUUGGCUUUAUUUAAUCUUUUGGGAUCCUUGGGAUUCAAACCAUCUAGUAUUAUUUCCAUUCACUCAAUCAAGAGCCAUUCCAAGAACUUUUCCUCUCACAUGUCCCGCAGAAGAGCAAGUACGCAUUCGAGUUCCGCUGAAGGGUGAACCUUUCGUCCAGUCUUCAAAGGUUUUCGAUACUAUUGAUUGCCCCAGAUCAUAGUAAUCGUAUUCAGCUGAUCAAUCGCAUUUUCCAAAAUCACACUCCGCUCACCUGGAUUGGUUUAACGACGCGUCGUAUAUGUAGCUUCGUUUUGUAAGGAUCCCAUGAUUGAUCCUCAUAUUAGUUUUUUGUUUUGUUUUGUUUGCUUUUUUGCUUGUUUGUUUACUGGUACGACUUCUCUAUGUGAUUUGUGAUUGUAGUAUGAUCACCUUAAUGCAUCUGUUAUGUAUUGUUC